Molecule: messenger RNA, 356 nt
Organism: Striga hermonthica
Lineage: Eukaryota; Viridiplantae; Streptophyta; Magnoliopsida; Lamiales; Orobanchaceae
Source: the annotation of a GenBank genome assembly
AGCAUGCCAGACAUGGUACCUGGCUGCUCGGCGGCCUGCUCCUGGUCAAGUGCGUAAAUGCGGGCAGGUGCACCUCGAGGUGGGUGCUGAGCUGGCUGUCUCGGUGCUGGCUGUCUGUGAGCUGGUGGUCUCUGGCCCUGCUGAGGCUGUGGGCGAUCUGGGCAGUCUGCGAUCCUAUGACCGGGCCUGCGGCAACGAUAGCAAAUGUCCUGCCCAGCCAGGCACUCUCCCCGGUGGACGCGCUGACAAGUAGCGCAAAUAGCUGGGAGCUGCGGGACCGGUGGUGCUGCCUGAGCUGGGGCUCCUGGUCGACGGUUCCUCCUAUCGUCGCGACCUCUCCACUUCCUCUUGUUCCG